This is a messenger RNA of Beta vulgaris subsp. vulgaris (sugar beet), 1198 nucleotides long. Its product is annotated as ABC transporter B family member 28-like. Lineage: Eukaryota; Viridiplantae; Streptophyta; Magnoliopsida; Caryophyllales; Amaranthaceae. The coding region runs from base 363 to 704 and encodes 113 amino acids. Gene Ontology annotation, biological process: transmembrane transport. Gene Ontology annotation, cellular component: membrane. The transcript has 6 exons. The record is from RefSeq and is a predicted model, not a curated record. Gene Ontology annotation, molecular function: ABC-type oligopeptide transporter activity; ATP binding.
AAUCUUCUUAUAUGUAGUUCGGCUGAAAUAGACUGGGCUCAAUCCUCAGGCCGACUGAUCGAAAAGGUUGAAGAUGAAAUUGAUAACAAUGAAGAUCUACUUCCAAUGAUUAGACCAAAAAGAAGGCUCCUAUUAACGACACAGCUUAUGCAGCAAGUUUUUCGACCCCGUCAGCCGCAGUUCUCUCACUUGAUGCGAGUUCCAACUAUGAAGUUAUUAUGUACUCUCUUGCAAGAUCAGUAUUAGGGAGUAUUUGGAGUAUACCAAGGGGCAAGAAACCAUGAGGAAUUGCACAAUUUAAUGAAAGCAACACUCAUGAUAUGCAGACUUAAGAAGGAUGUUCUUUCUGAGCUUCCUGUAAAAUGCAGGCAGCAGCUGUGUACAAGCGGUCAACUAUGCCUAUCUUUAAAGCUCAUGGGUUGGCACAGUCGUCAAUGUCUGAUUGUGUGUCAGAAACAAUAUCUGCUAUUCGCACGGUGAGGUCCUAUGGUGGGGAAAAGCGCCAAAUGUCAGCAUUCGGUAAUCAGAUUUUCGCAUAUAAGGCUAGCGGCAUUCAGCUGGGCACUUACAAAUCCAUUAAUGAAUCAGUGACCCGAGUUAAAGCGGUUAGUUGUGUUCAUCAACAACCAGUGAUUUUAGGAUCUUUUCUAAGUAUUAUUUUCUUAAUUUUCUGCUCACUCUCAGUUGCACUUUUGGGUGUUUGACUGAUAUGAAUGGAGAUAUUAAAUAAUAGCUUUUAGUUACUGAUGGGAGGAAUAAUUUUACAUGUAAAAUGUGAAAGAUUGUGGGAAAUGGAGUAAUUGUUCUUGGUUUUUAAUGAUAUCCUCUUCCAAAGGAUCUUUCGUAGAUUCAGUUCAUGUUCAAAAGUAGUUUUGUUCAAGGGCAUUCAUUUGCAGGAGCAUAGGUUCCUUCUCCCAGCUAAAGUCUCUAGUUAUUUUAUCAACUUUGUUUCUCAUUAGAUGCUAAAGCCAUUCUCUUGUACUUUGCAAGGGCUUAUUAUUAAAACCAGAGUAUUAAGAAGUGUGACAUUCAUGUUCAGAGAGAACUGUAAUUUUUGUGCGAGAGCAUUGAUUGUCAGGAGUAUAGUUUCUUCUCUUGGAUAAUGUCUGCAGCUCUAUAAUCUAAUUUUCCUUGUUAAAUGCUAAUGUUAGCUGCAGAUAAUUCUAAACUUAAGCACCACAAUAAUCUAGUCAAGUUU